Gadus chalcogrammus (walleye pollock) is the source of this 384-nucleotide messenger RNA. RefSeq names its product glycoprotein hormones, alpha polypeptide (gene cga). Gene Ontology annotation, cellular component: follicle-stimulating hormone complex; extracellular region. Gene Ontology annotation, biological process: thyroid hormone generation; positive regulation of steroid biosynthetic process. The record is from RefSeq and is a predicted model, not a curated record. The transcript has 3 exons. NCBI's taxonomy places the organism in Eukaryota, Metazoa, Chordata, Actinopteri, Gadiformes, Gadidae. Bases 13 to 384 code for a protein of 123 amino acids. Gene Ontology annotation, molecular function: follicle-stimulating hormone activity.
UUCACUUCCAUCAUGACGGCUUCAAUGAAAAGUGCCACGCUAUCUGCUCUCCUGCUAUGUUUCCUCCUCUACAUCGCGGACUCGUAUCAGAACACAGACAUGUCACGAAUGGGCUGCGGUGAAUGCACUCUGAGGAGAAACCCUCUGUUCUCUCGGGAGAGACCGGUGUACCAGUGCAUGGGUUGCUGCUUCUCCAAAGCGUUCCCCACUCCCCUGAAGUCCAAGGAGGCCAUGAUCGUGACAAAGAACAUAACAUCGGAGGCCACCUGCUGUGUCGCAUCACGUAGCACUCCGACCAAGGUUACCUUAGGAAACGGAAACACAGAGUUGGUGAAGAACCAGACCGCCUGCCACUGUAGUACCUGCCGUUACCACAGACAGUAG